Cottoperca gobio is the source of this 1227-nucleotide messenger RNA. Its product is annotated as alpha-1-antitrypsin homolog. The coding region runs from base 7 to 1227 and encodes 406 amino acids. NCBI's taxonomy places the organism in Eukaryota, Metazoa, Chordata, Actinopteri, Perciformes, Bovichtidae. Gene Ontology annotation, molecular function: serine-type endopeptidase inhibitor activity. The transcript is spliced from 4 exons. The record is from RefSeq and is a predicted model, not a curated record.
GUCAAGAUGCGCGGGAUUUUUGCUAGUGCACUCUCAUCACUGCUGCUGGCUGCGGCCUGGGCAGACCACCACCACGGCUCUAAUGUCUCUCACAGCCAUGAGGGAGAAAUGAGCUGCCAUAAGCUGUCCGCUCCCAAUGCUGACUUUGCCUUUACCCUGUACAAAAGCCUUAGUGCCAACUCUGCUGCCGGAAAGAAUAUCUUCUUCUCGCCCCUGGGCAUCUCCACUGCCCUGUCCAUGCUGUCUACAGGUGCUGGUGGUGAAACCCACAGCCAACUGUUCUCCAGCUUGGGCUACGGCACCUUUAACCAGACUCAGGUCAAUGAAGCGUACGAGCAUCUUUUCCACAUGAUGGGACACAGCCAGGAGCAUCAGCGGCUGGAUGUUGGUAACGCCAUGGCCCUGCGCUCUGGCUUCAGUCCUCUGGAGAAGUUCCUGAAGGAUGUCAAGCAUUACUACUCUGCUGAGAUCUUCAACGUUGACUUUACCAACCCCACUGAUGCUGCAGCUGAGAUCAAUAGAUUCAUUGCUAAUAAAACCCAGGACAAGAUCAACAAUAUGGUGAAGGACCUGGACACUGAGAUGGCCAUGGUGCUGAUUAACUUUGUUUACUUUAAAGGACAGUGGAAGAAACCCUUCAACGGUGAUAUGACACGCAAGAUGAACUUCCAUGUGGACAAGACGACCAAAGUUCAGGUGGACAUGAUGAUGAGGACGGGUUACUACAACACCUACUGGGACCUCGACAACCACACCACCGUCAUCAUGCUGCCCUACGAGGGCAACACUCACAUGAUGAUCGUCCUGCCCAAUGACGGCAAGAUGAAGGAGGUGGAGGACUACAUCAACAAGGACUACGUCAAGCACUGGCAUGACUCAGUCUCAAUGAAAUAUGUGAAUUUGUUCCUGCCAAAGUUCUCCAUCACUGCUGAUGCUCCCCUGGAAAACUCACUGAAAGAAAUGGGCAUAACCAACGCUUUUGCAGACAACGCUGAUUUCUCUGGCAUGUCUGACGUCAAGCUCAAAGUUUCAAAGGCAUCCCACAAGGCUGUGCUGAGUGUCAAUGAGAUGGGAACAGAGGCAGCAGCCACCAGCAUUAUUGAGAUGAUAUUUAUGUCUAAGCCACGAUCAGUCAGUAUUGACAGACCUUUCUUAGUCUUCAUCCUGGAGGACUUCACUGGGAGCAUCCUCUUCAUGGGCAAGAUCACCAAUCCCUUAGCCAUGUAA